Molecule: messenger RNA, 5243 nt
Organism: Lactuca sativa (garden lettuce)
Lineage: Eukaryota; Viridiplantae; Streptophyta; Magnoliopsida; Asterales; Asteraceae
Product: disease resistance protein RML1B
Biological process (GO): defense response; signal transduction
Molecular function (GO): ADP binding; metal ion binding
Source: RefSeq, a predicted model, not a curated record
UAGGUUUUAAAAAGCCGUAAUCGGCCUGCCUUAGAUAAGCUUGGGUAUAAUUUUGGGUAGUUGAAAAUUUGCCGUUGACUUCAUCUUGCAUCCUUGUCGAUCCAGUUUCAAUGGCUUCCAGUUCUUCUUCUAGUGCUAACGCUAGCAGCUAUGACGUUUUCCUAAGCUUUAGGGGCGAAGAUACUCGUCAUUCUUUUACCGAUCAUCUUUACAAAACAUUAAUGGGAGCAGGAAUUGGUACUUUUAGGGAUAACGAAGAAAUCAGGAGAGGUGAAGAAGUGAAGCCGGAGAUCGAGACAGCAAUUAAACAAUCUAAGGCUUCAAUUGUCGUAUUGUCAGAAAACUAUGCAACUUCCACCUGGUGCCUUGACGAGCUUGUACUGAUCCUUGAACAAAGGAAGGAGGUGAAUCAUUUCGUUUUACCUGUUUUUUAUCAUGUUGAUCCUUCUGAUGUGAGGAAACAAAAUAAAUCUUUCACAAUUGAAGUGAAAGGCUCUUCAAGGUGGACAGAUCACAACGUGAACAUGUGGAAGAAAGCUCUUAAGGAGGUUGCUAAUUUGGCGGGCAUGGUUCUGUCGGGGCCUGAAACAAAUUUUUUGAAGGAAAUUGUUGACACCAUUUACAACAAACUGGAUCGCAAAGAAGUUCAUCUUCCACCCAAUCUAACAGGGAUGGCCACUCGAUACGAGGAGAUCAAUUCCUGGUUAAAUCAAUCAAAUAUCGAAUUUUUAGCAAUUUGUGGCAUGGGUGGAAGUGGCAAGACAACUCUGGCCAAGUAUAUUUACGAUUCAAAUUGGAGAUAUUUUGAAAACACGAGUUUUGUUGAAAACAUUGGUCGCAGAUGUAAAGAAUCCCAUGAUUUGCUUGAGCUACAAGAACAACUUCUCAAUGAUAUUUUAGGUGGAAAGAAGAGAAAAAUACCUGGUGUUUCUCAGGGUACAUGUAAGAUUGAGGAAGCCUUACAAACUAAAAGGACGCUUAUUGUUCUUGAUGACAUUGCAGAAAAAAGUCAGUUAGUCGCUUUACUUGGAACUGGAACGAUCAAUGCACAAAGCAAGAUUAUAAUCACAACAAUUAGGGAAAAUACAGAUAAUUGGUUCAAGUCCACAUAUUCUAGGUGUCAAGAGUAUAAAAUAAAAUUAUUAAAUGAGGAUGAAUCGUUAGAGCUUUUAAGUCGUCAUGCAUUUGGUUCCAAAGCUCCCAUGGAAGGUUUCGAAGAGCUUGCAAUGCAAGCAAUACGAUAUUGUGAAGGAAAUCCUCUCGCUGUUGAAGUGUUGGCUUCUUCUCUAUCCAAUGAAAAUACCAUUUUAUACUGGAAAAGUCGAUUGAAUGUAUUGGAUAAAGAUUUUGAUUCUCGAAUCCAAAGUGUACUAAUAACGAGCUAUGAGUCAUUACCAUCUAUCUUAGAGAAAGAAUUAUUUUUGCAUAUUGCUUGUUUCUUUAUUGGAAAAGACAAGGAUUAUGUGGUAAAGAUAUUGGAGCCAGAUUACUGUGCAUUAUCUGGGAUCAAAACCCUAUCCAACAAAUGCCUUCUUUCUGUUUCCCCAAAUAAUAAGCUGAUGAUGCAUCGAUUGAUUCAAGAGAUGGGAAAAAAUUUGGUUCGUCUAGAGUCAUCAAAAUUCCCUGCAAGACGUAGUAGAGUUUGGCUUAGUAGUGAUUCUUAUAAGAUAUUGCGCAAGGGAGAGGUAAGAAGCUUCUUAUAUGGUUCAGAAACAAUGGAAGGUUUAGCACUUGACAUGCAAUUACUAAAGGAAGAUAAGGUUGCAUUCAAGUCGCUAGACCUCAAGACAGAUGCACUUAAGAAGAUGGAUAAACUAAAAUUGCUCCACUUGAAUUUUGUGUAUCUCAACGGGUCUUACGAGAAUUUUUCAGAAGAUUUACGAUGGCUCUGCUGGCUUGGAUUCCCUUUAACAACCAUACCCCCUGACUUAUUCAUGGGAAACUUGGUGGCUAUUGAUAUGAGCUACAGCAAAUUGGAAGUACUUGAUCCGCCCAUGGUUCUUCAGUCACUGCAAAUUCUAAAUCUUAAGGACUCGUAUGAUCUAUUUGAAAUCCGCAACAUGUCAAUGAUUCCUCAUCUUGAGACUUUGAUUCUUUGGAACUGUCACAAUCUUGUUCGUGUUUGUGAAACCAUUGGAAACCUGACGAGUCUUGCACUACUAAACAUGACAGGGUGUAGAAAGUUGUUAUUAGGAGUUACUGAACAGCAUACGUUCUCCCUCCCACAUUCAUUACACCGAUUAUUCCUCAAGGACUGCAAUCUCGAGUGUACCGAUUCUUUCACUCUGAGUUUUAAUGUUCAACUAUCUUUGCAGUACUUGAAUUUAGGCAAUAGUCUAUUUGAGUGUCUGCCCUGUUAUGAUCAUCUUAAAUAUCUUCGGGUCCUUGACUUGAGCUUAUGCUCAAGACUUAAAUGGCUAGUAUGUCUCCCAAGUACGCUUGCAGAAUUGUAUGUAUACUACUGUUUGUCAUUGGAGAAAAUAACUUUCCAAGAACACCGAUUCACAUUGCAAGAGUUUGGCUAUGAAGGAUGCAUUAGUUUGUGUGAAAUUGAAGGCUUUAUUAAAUUGGUGCCUGUAACCAAACUUGAAGAAAAUGAUCUGGGACACAUGAAGUGGCUAAAAGAAUAUCAAAAUCAGGAGGUGUGCCUGGUUGGUGAUGAUGAGCUCACCAAAGGCAGAACUCCGUGUGUUGAGAUGUUGUAUGAAUUCGAUAUAAUGAGCACAUCUCUGCCAGACAUAAAGAAUCCAAACCUGAAGCCUGAGUAUGUAUCAGCAUCAUCGGCUUUGUCCUUUGAUGUGCCUUUGUGUCCAAGGAAUAGGAAGCUCAAAGGACUUGAUGUAACUUUGAGAUAUAAAAUAUCAGGUGACGAUGAUUUGGCAUGGUUCGUUAAAAUCAGUACGAGCAAUGGUGUUGAUUUGAUGUACAACCCAAAAGUCUUUGGAAAACCUGGAUCUGGCAAUGUUGGUAUAUGGUUAAGCUACUGGCCAAUUGGAAACACAUUGAAUACUGGAGAUAAAGUAAGUGUCUCUAUCUCUGUGAUGAGUGGAUUGGAGGUAGAGGAAUGUGGGGUGAGCCUUGUUUAUGUUGAUGAGAAAGUAGCUGAGGAAACCUUGGAAAAUAACAUGGGAUGGGUAGAAGUUCUUGGAGGAGAUUUGUCUAGAUUUCAACUACGCACAGGAGCAUACUAUCUUUGUCGUCGUGAUUUCUUUGAGUUAAUGGAGAUUGGCAGGCUAACUCCUCAUUGGUUUAGCAUUUUAGUUGGUGAUACCAUCGACUCUACAGAGGUACGAGGAUGGAGAAAGACAGGUCGACCAAAGCAGAUGAAUCCAUCAUUUACAGAGUUGAAAACUGUUAGAUGCAUCAUCCAUGGUCCUGAACUGGAGGAAGUUUACAAGAUCCCACAGAUGUCAAAAUCAUCUUUUUUAGAUAAAACUUUGGAGUUUCCGUCAAGCAUCCUUGGGGAGUCCAUGCAAUCUACCACCACAUCUAAAUUUGGAGCUAUAGUAAGAAAGGCUGAGGACAUCUCUGAAGAUGCAUCGAUAUAUAUGAAAGAGAUAUCUGAAAUAAAUGAACCAAAUGAGAUUGACCAGCUACACCUUACGAAAAACAUGUCUGAAGAACUUUCUGAUGAAAUUCAGGAGUACUCUACUUCAAGCCUACAUGGGGACAAACUGAAAUCAGUUAGUGGCCAGAUGAAGAAAAUUGUGCUGGGAUUCAAAUCAGGCAGUCCAAGUAAAAGAGCGGAGGUGAUGAAGGCGUUAUCAGGGUUGGGUAUCCAGUUGAUUGAUGUCGUUAUAGAAGAUGGAAACCUAACUGUUAUCGGGGAUGUUGAUUCCAUGGAUGUUAUUCAACAUGUGAGCAAGAUUGAGGGCGUAUAUAGCAUAAGUGUUGAACCUGAAAAAAAAAUCAAGGAAGAGCGGGAAACAGGCGUUGCACCUUCAUACAAAUCCGCAAAAGAACAUAAACAUCGAAAAAUUCAGAAAAUUGUGCUGGAAUUUAAAUCAGGCAGUCGAAGUCAAGGAGAGAUGGUGCUGAAGGCGUUAUCUGCACUUCAGGGUAUCCAAUCGAUUCUUUUUGAUUUAGAAGAAGGGAGUGUAACCGUUAUUGGGGAUGUUCAACCGGCGGAAAUUUUUCACAGAACAUGGAUGAUUGAGGACGUAUAUAUUAUAAAUGUGAACGAUACAUUUGAACCUAUAAAAAAAAUAUAUGAAACCGGUAUUAGUCCAGCAUUCAAAUUUUCAGAAGAAGAAAAAGAGUUUCAACAAGAUAGAAAAACCUGUUCGGUGAUGUAAGGAUGAAGUGGAUUGUAGCUAGCUGCACAUGAUUCUGGAUGCAAAUGGGAGGUUCAAAACCAACUAUCGCAAAAUGUGUUGAAAUAAUCGACUCUAAACUACAUUUGAAACUAGCUACUACUGGACCCACGAGCUAAAGGUAGUAAGUGGACUCUCGCAAAAUAAUGAAUCUUAUCCUUUAUUGAGAAAAGGAGAGGGUUCAAAUUCAGUUGAAGGCCACCACUUGAUAUGCGAAUGCUCAAAGAUGGUAUGAGAUCAGAGGUAAGCCAAAGAAGUUAAGUUGUGCUUGGUACUUAUGAAGUGAGAAGUACAGCGAUUAUCUUAAUAGAUAAAAAAUGCUAUACAUCAAUAUAAGCAGGAAAUUUGUGAGUCCUGAAUCCUGAUAAUCUAACGUGUUCCUGACCAAUUGAGCAUUUAUGUACUAGCCAAACACAUGAAAAUGGAAAUGUGGCAGUGAAGACAGCAACCAUUUAUGAAGCUUCCAAACUCAUCAAAUGAGAAAUUAUAACAUUAACUUCCCUCAUGUUUAGGGCAGGAGCUAUCAAUCAUAACUCUCUUUUUUUGCCACCUCCACCAUGAUGGUUGAGUCAUGCUUGCAUUAUUGCAUAUGUUGAAGGUAGAGGAGGUAUAACCGGUACGAUUGUUGGUCCAUUGGCAUGUCCUUGUGUUCAAAUCUUUCUACUACCACCAUGUUUUCGAUGGUUGAAUGGUGCUUGAUAUGGAGCUAGACAGAUGCCCAACCAAUAUGAACUUGAUUUCUUUUUCUCACAUUCAUGUUCCUGAAAAAUGUCGAUUUUAACCCUCAUCAAAUUGAUACAAGAAAUAGCUUUUAGAUUUCUUCCUCAUUUGUUCAUCAAAAUAAAUGUGUGUUUUAUUUUUGUUGUAGUUAAUUUAAAGAUUGUACAGGACAAUCAGUUACGUGCAUGUGGGCUUUCAUUUGUCUACUUA